This is a messenger RNA of Closterium sp. Yama58-4, 2190 nucleotides long. NCBI's taxonomy places the organism in Eukaryota, Viridiplantae, Streptophyta, Zygnematophyceae, Desmidiales, Closteriaceae. The record is from the annotation of a GenBank genome assembly.
AUGCAUGUGAUAGGCGGUAGAGGCAAGGGAAGGAAGGAGGAUGAGGAGGACAAUGGUGUGAGUGGGCUGGCUAGGUUCGUAGAGGAGAGAGAGGUGCCUGGUGUAUGGAAGCAGAAGGGCCGAGGGAGAGGAAGGGGGAGGUGUGAGAGGAGGAAGGAGAGAAGGGAGGGUAGGGAGGGGGAAGAAGGUUUGGAUGGGAGAGGAGGGAUGGAUGUGGGGGAGGAGGAAGAGGAUGAGAUUGAGGAUAGUGGGGGAGAGAGUGAGGGUGUGAGGGGGAAGCAAGGAGGACAGGAGGGCAUGGGUUGUCAUGCAGAUGCGCAUGGCAUGGGCCAUGAUGCAUAUGGCAUGGGUCAUGAUGCGCAUGGCAUGGGUCAUGAUGACUAUGCCAUGGGACGAGACGGCGAGACAGUAAACGGAACGACGACGGGUGACGAGAAGGAUAAGUCGGGAUGGAGAACCCUGGCUGAAGGCCUGGAGCAAUCUCCUGGAAUCUUCUCCUCGCAAGCAGAAGCCGCCAAGGCUGCCGGCCAAUCAGGCCGCCGUCGGCGGAGGAGCAAGAUGUGGUCGCUGACUGAAAAGGGCUGGGUGCUGAAGACAACCCUACCUCGGCCUACUGCUAAACUAUCGCAGGCUAGUUCAGGAGCUGAUACUGCCGUUGCUGCUGCUGCUGCCGCCGCUGCGUCGCGGGGGGGUAUUAUAGAUGGGGUGACUCUGGAGGAAAACGGCAGCACAAGAGCGGUGCAGUUUGGUGCUGAGCCGACUGGGUUCGGUUCGACCCGGUUCGAGUCGGUUGAGAAGCUUGAAGCGGAGGAGACGGCGGAGAGCAGUGCGGAGGACAUGGAGCUCCCGAUAGGGAGUGGCGGAGGAAUCGAGGAGCGGAGCGGAAUGGCCGCGCAGGAGAAUGACAUCGUCAGCGAUUUCCUCCUCGAGUCGCGGAUGAGCCGCGGAAUCGGCAACGACGGCGGUCUGAGCCAGCUUCCCCCCGGGGCGGCCGCGGCACUGCGCGGAGCGCUGCGGUGGGCUCCGCCCGCCCCGAAGAACGACGCCCCCAAGCGGCUGAAGAUCAACCUGGAGCUGGACAUUUACCGCGCGCGCAACCUGUUCCGCAUUGGCAAGGCGCAAGACGCGGAGGGGCUCAUGCGCAAGGCUGUGCGCGAUUGGCCGGAUGACGGGCGGCCGUACGUGGUGCUGGGGCGCAUGCUGCAGCGGAAGGGCCGGCUGGGGGAAGCGCGCCGAGUCUUUGAGGACGGCUGCCAGGCGCUGGGCGGAGAUAACGCGUUCAUCUGGCAGACAUGGGCUGUGCUGGAGGCACAAGCAGGCAACGUGGAGAAGGCGCGGAAGCUGUUUGAUGCUGCCACGGUGGCAGAUGAGAGACACGUGGCAGCAUGGCAUGGGUGGGCGGUGCUGGAGCUGAAGCAGGGGAAUGUGCGCCGGGCGAGGGAGCUGCUGCAGAAGGGGCUGAAGCUGUGCGGCGGGAACGAGUACAUAUACCAGACCCUAGCAGUGAUGGAGGUGCAGAGCGGGCGUGUGGCGGAGGCAAGGGCACUCUUCCUGCAGGCCACGAGGAUGAAUGCCAAGAGCGCCGCCAGCUGGCUGGCGUGGGCGCUGCUGGAGGCUCAGCAGGGCGACGGAGCCUCUGCCCGCCUGCUCUUCCAGCGUGCCCUAAAUGCGAGUCCCAAGAACCCCUACACAUGGCAGGCGUGGGGGCUGUUUGAAGCAGCCCAGGGUAGGUACGACCGGGGGAGGCUACUGCUGCAGCGGGGGGCACAGCUCAACCCCAAAGACGCGGCACUGCUGCAGGCGCUGGCUCUGCUGGAGUAUGAGUGUGGAUUCACCGGGACAGCAAGGGAACUCUUCAGUCAGGCUUCUCUGGUCAGCCCCAACCACCAGCCUGUGUGGACGGCGUGGGGAUGGAUGGAGUGGAAGGAGGGGCGGGUGCUGCGAGCAAGGGAGCUCUACCAGAGGGCAGUGGAGGUCAAUGACUCCUCGCCCAAUGCUGCCAGAGUGUUCCAGGCAUGGGCAGUAUUGGAGGAGCGGGAGGGCAACAUAGGGCUGGCGAGGGCGCUGUUCAAGAGAGCGCUGGCUGCAGACUCCGGCAACUCGGUGGUGUGGCGCUCGUGGGCUGCCAUGGAGGAGAGACAGGGGAACGCCGUAAGGGCAGAGGAGUUAAGGCUCAUGCGGCUGCAGCAG